Molecule: messenger RNA, 1679 nt
Organism: Brassica napus (rape)
Lineage: Eukaryota; Viridiplantae; Streptophyta; Magnoliopsida; Brassicales; Brassicaceae
Product: OVARIAN TUMOR DOMAIN-containing deubiquitinating enzyme 4-like
Exons: 6
Coding region: 223-1071 (282 amino acids)
Biological process (GO): protein deubiquitination; endoplasmic reticulum unfolded protein response
Cellular component (GO): nucleus; cytosol
Molecular function (GO): cysteine-type deubiquitinase activity
Source: RefSeq, a predicted model, not a curated record
AUUGUUCGGUGCCUGCAACAGACGAUGAUGCUUAUCGCGUCUCUCGACUUGUGUUCUACAAGUCUGCUUCAUCGCAUCACCAGUUAAAGAUUUGAGACCUUGCAAUAGAAGAAUCAAAAUUUUCAGCUUGUUCAAUCCAGUACACUACAGUAACCAAACAUUGGUUUCUUACUUUUGUCGGAAAAAAUCUGAGUUAGUUGCAAUUAACACCCUUCUUCAGGUAUGAUGAGUUGUUAUACUCCGAUCACAACAUGUUCUAGGAAUGUUAUCUACAUCAAGAGGCAAUUAGGCACUCACCUCUCUCAGGGAUCAUGCAAGUUCCGAACUUACAGUCUUUCUUCAGGGGUAUCGGUAUCUAAUAGACAACCUUGUAGUUGGUCGGUAUUGGUUAAUCGAUCAAACGUUGGUGGUCCUAAAGGAAAGCUUGAAGCUUCAUUCUUGAACCCUGAGGCGAAGAUGUCCAACAUGAGAAACGUGUAUUGGUGUUCAAGAUUUGCUUAUACAGGUGUGAUUGUCAGCUUGCUUGUUUGUUGUUCUUCAACUCCUCAAUCAGCACAUGCAGACGCUUCAAAGGGUAAAGAUGAUGAUCACAACAAUGGGAAGAGAGUGUACAAAGAUUACUCUGUCAUUGGUAUACCUGGGGAUGGUAGAUGUUUGUUUCGUUCUGUGGCUCAUGGGUUUUGUUUACGCUCUGGUAAAAUGGCUCCAAGCGAGAAGGCCCAGAGAGAACUCGCUGAUGAGUUACGUGCAAGGGUUGCUGAAGAAUUUAUCAAUAGAAGACAAGAAUCUGAAUGGUUUGUAGAAGGAGAUUUUGACACAUACGUCAAACAAAUUCAGAAGCCUCAUGUGUGGGGAGGUGAACCUGAACUCUUCAUGGCUUCACAUGUCCUCCAGAUGCCAAUCACAGUGUAUAUGAAGGACGAAAAGGCUGGAGGAUUGAUAACUAUAGCAGAAUAUGGUCAAGAAUACGGUAAAGAAGAUCCAAUACGGGUCUUAUACCAUGGGUUUGGUCACUACGAUGCUCUCUUGAUACACGAGAGUAAAGCUCCAACUCACAACUCCAAACUAUAGCGAUGGAAAGUUCUUGUUUUUGAAUCGGAAUGUGUAUGAAUUGGCGGAAAUAGCCUCCAGAAAGGUUAGUUGUUGUAGACAGCAAGUGGGAUCUUCACAUGCAUCUUUGUGUUGGUAACUUUUUUUUUUUUUUUUUUUUUUUUUUGGCUCAACUACUACUUUUCAUUCAUCCCAUAAUGUUUGGAACUACAGUAGACAAAUCUGUCUCAAACACAGAUUUUAACCAAACUGGCACAAUAGAAUAAAGCUUAGGGACAUGAUUCUGUAGUGAAAAAGCCUCCUUUGCUAUCCUAUCUGCUGCUUUAUUACUCUCUCUUGGAUAAUACUCGAGCCUGUAGCCAGCGUUCCCAGUGAGACAGCUUUGUAUUUCCAUAAUGAUUGGCUUGAGGUUUGGCCAUAUUUCUUGAGUUCCUGCAAUCAUUUUGACAAUCAAGAGUGCAUCUGUCUCAAAAAUCACCUGCUUGUAUCCUAGGCUGCGCAUGGAGUGCAUUGCCCAUUAUCUUUAUCUUUUUCUGACUCAACCACAAUCUAUAUAGACAUGUUUUUUAGAAUUUUGUACUUUAUACUUUUAAAUUUGAAUAAAUUUUCGAAUAAUGCGCUUGUUCAAA